Molecule: messenger RNA, 1591 nt
Organism: Emericellopsis atlantica
Lineage: Eukaryota; Fungi; Ascomycota; Sordariomycetes; Hypocreales; Bionectriaceae
Exons: 1
Coding region: 260-1501 (413 amino acids)
Source: RefSeq, a predicted model, not a curated record
CGGUUCUCGAACAUUCAAGCGCGCGGAGCAUCUGGUCCGCCAUCGCUGAUUCGCCAAUGGCACAAACUACCGAAAACGGCAGGCACGUCAUCCAUGCGUACCUGUAGCUCGGCUACCGUCGUCAUCAGCUCACCUUGGACUUGGUCUGGGCUACAAUUUUUAUUUAUUUCCUCUCCCUUUUCUUGAACCGUACUCCCACCUCCCACACUCACUCCAACACACCUCAUCACACCACCACAACAAGACCACCUCCAUCACCAUGAUUUCCUCUAGAGUCGCUGCUCGCACCGCCCGCCAGACGGCGGUGCGGUCGACGCGCCUGCCCUACCGCCAACCCGUUCGCUUCCAGUCGACCGCCUCUUCCUCCUCCUCAGGCGGCUCCUCCUCCAGCGGACACCUCGCAGCUGGUCUGGCCGGUGGUGUCAUUGGCGCUGGCGUUUUCUACUCCCUCUACACCUUCACCCCCGCCGGACGCACUGCGUCCACCAUCAACAAGACCGCCAUGGAGGCGAACAAGAAGUACAAGGAGGCUGCCCAGAAGCUGCAGGAGAAGACCCCCAACGCCGACCAGGCCGUCGACUCGAUCAAGCAGUUUGCCUACUCCUACGUUGCCUGGAUCCCCGGAGGCCGCGCCUACGUGGAUACCGCCUUUGACGACUGGGAGAAGGUCCGCCAGAACCACAAGGAAGAGGCGGACAAGCUUGUCAGCGAUGCGUACAAGCAGUUCCAGGACGUGGCCAAGUCGGGCCUGAGCCUCGAGACGGCGUCCAAGGCCUACGAGGUCCUGGCCGACCUCGCCAAGAAGGUCGCCGACCUCUCAGGUGAUGCCUUUGCCGACAUCCUCGACAACCACCCCCAGGUCAAGGAGAAGCUCGGCAGCAAUGUCGACCAGCUCAAGCGCAUGGGUGAGGAGUACGGCCCCGAGGCCAAGAAGCAGGUGGACGAGACCUGGAAGCAGCUCAAGGACAUUGUCGCUGGUGGCGUUAGUGUCAGCAGCCUCAACAAGGCACGCCAGCUGAUCGACGACAAGGUCAAGCAGGUCAAGAAGCUGGGCGACGAAGCCUGGAACAAGGCCUACGAGCAGGCCAAGCCUGUUCUGGACAAGAACCCCAAGGUCAAGGAGAUUAUCGAGAACAACGCCGAUGCGCUGAAGCAGGGCAACGCCAAGGAGCUCUUUGAGAAGGCCAAGUCAUCCAUUGACUCGGGCAACGUCGACGACCUCAAAAAGUACGUCGACAGCGCCGUCAGCAAAGCCAAGGACAAGGCCUCGUCCGGCUCGGGCGGUGGCAUCUGGGGCGAGGUGGAGAAGUACGUCCAGAUGAUCCCGCAGGCCGACGAGAUCUUCCCCAAGCUCAAGCAGCUCAGCGAGGUGGCCGAGAACCACAAGGAGGAGGGCGAGAAGCUGCUGCGCGAGACGGCCGAGGACCUCAAGAAGCUUCUCGAGGAGAAGUCGAAGAAGGGGGAGGAGAUUGUCGAGAAGGCCAAGAAGGACGCUAAAUGAGCGCUCCCUGAAGAUUAGACUACUGUACUCUACAAAUAAGCAUCGGCCGGCGUUGGUGGAAUGCAAACUGUUAUUUUGUCAAAAUUAGAG